GUGUCAGUGCAGUGUACAUAGUGUCGUGAGGUGUGCUGUCGCCGAAUGUGCUGAUCAAAAAGUCCUUUCAAAAAAUAAGUCUGACAAGUGACCUUGUAACGUAUUCAACUAAGUGACUGUUACUACGUAAUUUAUUGCGCAAAGAUACAUAACCUAAAAAUGUCAGACAGCGCACAGGACGUUCUAAAGGAUGCGGCGACCGGCGCUGCAGCUGCUGCUGCCGCUGGGGGAUCGCUUUUCAGCACGUUUGAUAUCAUUGUGCUGGUCAUCUUAUUGGGCGGCACCAUUUGGUGGCUGUAUAACUCUAAAAAGGAAAAUAAAAAAGAUGAAAUCCUUCUUAGUAAAUAUUCAAUUCAGGCUGCGGGAUCCAUCCAAGUUACAGAAAAUUCUUUCAUAAACAAAUUAAAGUCGUCCGGAAGAAGUUUAGUUGUAUUCUAUGGAUCCCAAACUGGUACUGGUGAGGAGUUUGCCGGUCGUCUUGCCAAAGAAGGCAUACGAUACAAGAUGAAAGGCAUGGUUGCUGAUCCUGAAGAAUGUGAUAUGGAAGAACUCAUGAAACUCCAAGACAUUCCGAAUUCUUUAGCUGUGUUCUGUAUGGCAACAUAUGGCGAGGGAGAUCCCACAGAUAACUCCAUGGAGUUUUAUGAAUGGUUGAAGAACGGAGAACCCGAUUUGACUGGUUUGAAUUAUGCCGUGUUUGGCCUUGGCAACAAAACAUAUGAACAUUACAAUGCUGUUGCUAUUUAUCUAGACAAGCGUCUCGAAGAACUUGGCGCUACUCGAGUGUAUGAACUUGGUCUUGGGGAUGAUGAUGCAAACAUUGAAGAUGACUUCAUUACAUGGAAAGACAAGUUUUGGCCAGCAGUUUGUGAGAAGUUCAAUAUUGAGAGCACUGGAGAAGAAGAAUUGAUUCGUCAAUUUAGACUUGUGACACAUGCCCCAGGGGAUAUCCAACCAAACAAUGUGUUCACUGGUGAAAUUGCCAGGCUGCACUCUCUACAAGUUCAAAGACCGCCCUAUGAUGCUAAGAAUCCUUUCUUAGCCCAAAUUACAGUAAACAGAGAGCUACACAAAGGCGGCGACAGGUCCUGCAUUCAUGUGGAACUUGAUAUUUCAGACUCAAAGAUGAGAUAUGAAGCAGGUGACCAUGUGGCUGUAUACCCAAUAAAUGAUACCAAUCUUGUUGAACGACUGGGUCAGUUAACAGGAGCAAAUCUUGACGAAAUAUUCUCGCUCAUCAAUACUGAUCAAGAAAGCAGCAAGAAACAUCCCUUCCCCUGUCCAACAUCCUAUCGCACUGCUCUAUCCCACUAUGUGGAAAUCACUGCAUUACCCCGUACUCACAUUCUACGUGAGCUUGUUGAAUAUUGCUCUGAUGAGGAGGAUAAAAAGAAGUUGAUGUUGAUGGCAACUAACUCUCAAGAGGGCAAGGCUCUGUAUCAGUCAUUCAUUGUGGAUGCUUGUAGAAAUAUUGUACACAUUUUAGAAGACAUACCAUCUUGUAAGCCACCCCUGGAUCAUCUUUGUGAACUGCUGCCACGUCUGCAACCAAGAUAUUAUUCAAUUUCAUCCAGUCCUAAGAUGUAUCCAGAGACUGUGCAUAUUACUGCUGUGAUUGUUAAGUAUAAGACACCAACUGGUCGCGUUAACAAAGGCGUAACUACCACAUGGCUGGCCGAAAACAAACCGGAACCUGGAAAACCACUCCCUCGUGUACCCGUGUAUAUCCGAAAAUCGCAGUUCAGGUUACCAUUGCAGACCCAAACGCCGAUAAUAAUGGUCGGCCCAGGUACUGGUCUGGCACCUUUCCGUGGUUUCUUACAAGAACGUGCAUUCGCUCGUGCUAAUGGGAAGGAAGUUGGAGAAAGUGUUCUUUACUUUGGAUGCAGGCAUCGUGAUCAGGACUACAUUUACCAAGAUGAACUUGAAAAGUAUGAGCAAAAUGGUGAUGUUAAAUUAAACCUUGCAUUCUCUCGUGACCAAAAAGAGAAAGUUUACGUGACACAUUUGUUGGAAAAGGAUAUGGACCUUUUAUGGGACGUCAUUGGUAAUCGCAACGGUCACUUCUACAUCUGCGGUGAUGCGAAGAAUAUGGCUGUUGACGUAAGGAACAUAGUUCUAAAAGCUAUCCAAGAAAAGGGCGGGCGCACAGAGUCUGAGGCAGUGCAAUUUAUUAAGAAGCUGGAGUCUAUGAAGAAAUAUUCAGCAGAUGUAUGGAGUUAAAAGAUAUAAAAAAUCAUUAUAGGCGAAUUUGUGGAACUGUAGACAAUUUUCAGUUAUGUGUAAAGGUGAUUAUAUUAUGUUACGUAAUAAAUGACACAAAUGAUAAGUUGAAUCAAUUGCCGUUUGGCAGGUUGUUAUUAUUAAUUAAGAUUGCAGUAUGAGAAGAAUAUUAUAUAGCGCGACAUUGAGAUGGUUUGGUGUCUACUUCUGCCUUGACAUGAUCCGUGUUUAGUGAGAGACAAUUUUAAAUGCUAAGUUUUCUCUUUUUAGUUUUUCAUUUCAAGUUUAAAGAUUCUUCUUUCAUUUUAUUCCUAAACUAAGUCUUCUCUUUUAGUACAGGGAAAAUAAAAGAAAUGGUUAAAGAAAUAAAGAGAGAAUUUAUACUAUCAGAUAAUAUAUAGAACCAUAGUAAUAUGAUAUAAUAAUGAUAAGUAGUACAAACUAUGUACAUGUCAUCAGGUAGGUACCCUAGAAUCUAAUAUUCAUUUUUAUUUUAAACAUCGUUGACCACGUGUUGUUAUGUUUCUAACCAAAAUGUCAAAUUAUUUAGUAGGUUAGCAUUUUUCUUUUGAAACAAACAUAUUUAUUCUAUUUAUUUGUAACUAAAGCUAUCCUAGUGCCUAGUGAUGCCUAGACCUCUCUUCUCUCGUUUUAGACAUCUAUCCAUGUAUGUAAUGCUUAACGCUGUUUUCUGUAUUGAACUAGCCGUUUCCCACGGUUUAAUCAUCGUCCCGUGGGAAGUUCUUCACUUUCUUGGACCAAAUAUGGCCUAUGACACUCGGGGAUAUAGUAGGUUCCCAACUUUUAAGAGAUUUUAUAAUAUUUUUCUAUGUUGAUGUCUCAGUUCUAAAAACAGUAAAUUUAUUAGACGUGUAUUCAAAAACCUCAUUUACGAUUUACCGUCGAUGCUGUAACACCUAAUAGUAACAGUACAUAAUUUCAUUGAUUGAUCAAGUUUUUUUUGUUGUUAUAAUAUUGAUUUCUCUUGAUUAUCGCGGACAGUGUUUUCUUUUGUUACUAUCAGGCAUGGCAAAAAUUAUACAUAUUUCUAGGUACCUACAUAUUAUUAUUUAAAAUAUUUAUAAUCGUGUUAUCAUAGCUUCUAAAUUGGGACAUGCAUUCUGUUUUAUAACAACUAAUGUACUGUAAUGUUAUCAUUUAUGUCAGCUGUUGUGUAUUUUCUGAUAAAUGAAUUGUUGAAGUUUAUAUAAUAUGUGGAAUGGGCAAAUAGAUAUAAGUAAAUAAAUUAAUUUUUAUAUUACAUCUUGUAAUAAAUCGCAGUUUUAUA
Molecule: messenger RNA, 3511 nt
Organism: Helicoverpa armigera (cotton bollworm)
Lineage: Eukaryota; Metazoa; Arthropoda; Insecta; Lepidoptera; Noctuidae
Gene: Cpr
Product: NADPH--cytochrome P450 reductase
Exons: 12
Coding region: 160-2223 (687 amino acids)
Biological process (GO): response to hormone
Cellular component (GO): cytosol
Molecular function (GO): NADPH-hemoprotein reductase activity; flavin adenine dinucleotide binding; FMN binding
Source: RefSeq, a predicted model, not a curated record